Messenger RNA from Colletotrichum graminicola M1.001, 567 nucleotides. RefSeq lists its product as uncharacterized. The record is from RefSeq and is a predicted model, not a curated record. NCBI's taxonomy places the organism in Eukaryota, Fungi, Ascomycota, Sordariomycetes, Glomerellales, Glomerellaceae. The transcript has a single exon. The coding region runs from base 1 to 567 and encodes 188 amino acids.
AUGUCACGCUACUUCCCACAUGCGGCGUAUGCAGAGGACCAGUCCCUCGCCCGCACGAUCCUGACCGUCCACGUGCUGGCCCGGGGCUACACCGCCGAUGCCGUAGUGGGUCUUGGAGUAUCCUCAGUCGGCGGGCUCUACACCCGGAUCCGCGGCCCCAAGGCAUCCGCUCCGGCCCCAGCCACCACAGCCCUGCGAUCUGCCCGUCUUCUCCGCUCGACGGGUACGGCCAGCGCCGUUGGCUUGGGGCUCAUGGGCAUCGCGCUCUUGGGGAGGAUGUGGGGGCGCAGCGACAUUGAGUGGCGCGAUCGUGCGUGGCGGCUGAUGGAGAACCAGGGGCAGCUGGAGACGGACGACUGGACGUACGGUGGUGCUGCUGCGGGACUUUUCGCCGCCGCCGCGACGCCACAGAUGAGGGCCGCUGGCGGGUGGAGAGCUGUUGCGGGAGCUGCGGGAUUGGGAAGCGUCGCAGGUACGGUGGGGUAUCUCGUUUGGAGGUAUGGCGUUCAUGACGGGAAGCAUUCCGAAUAUGCUGUUGUUGAGAAAGCUGCGCUGUCAAAUCUGUGA